CACACACUCACACAGACAAGCCAAUAUCGAGCCCGAAUCUGAGCCAAGAGAUAAAAUACCCGAAAAGCCGGAAAACCCGAAAACCAUGUCAACCAGCUUCAAGUCGAGAAUUCCGGAGCGCGUCAAGCACUCGCUGACGGCGCUGCAUGGGCCGCUCUCGCGGGUCUCGCGCUCGGGGAGCAUCGCCCGUCCCAAUGUACGCGGUACGAUGUACCGCUCCAAGUUGCCGCUGCCGAUCAGGAUGCUGACCGCCUUGGUCAGGGAAGUGCCGCCGGAAGCGGUGGUGGCAGCGGACAGCAGGAGACCGGAAACGGAAAAGGAGACCGAGGCGGUGAUCCGCUCGCUAGUGCGACGCUCGAUACCGCCGGCGGUACGCGGCAAUCGCACCUCCUUCCGGCGCAUCCAAUUGGCCCACAGUUCGCCGCAGGUGGCCAGCGUGUCGCUGACGAUGGCGCCCACCAAUCGCUGGCAGAACGCCAGCGCACUGAGUCCGCAUCAAAAACCGCACACGGUGCAGCCUCCGGUUGCGCAGGUGGAGCAGCGCCAUCGGCCCGAGGACGAGGUGGUGUCCGCCAGGGGCCUCAUCGAACUGGUGGCCGGCAAGUGGCAGCCGGAAAUGAAAAUGACGCGCUUCUUGUGCAGCGAUCAUCGGCUGAUCAACGUGCCCAGUCGCCUGAUGUACCGCUACUCGGAAGUGAUGUGCCACCUGGAGGUGGAGGAGCAGCCCAUCGAGCUGCGGGCCAUCCGAUCGGUGACCCUGCUCCGCCUGGUCAUGUGGAUGCACCAGAAGAGCCUGAGCGAGAGCGAGAGCGGAAACGGAAAUGGUAACGUUGAACCGCUGCUGACAGCCGGACGCGAGCAGGGUUGCAUUUGCGCCGACCAGAGUAUUGCCCAGGAACAAGGAAACGGAAACGGAAGCGGAAAUGGAAAUGAAAACACCGAGAACAGUUGUGAAAUCAUUGAGAACACUCAAGAAAACGAUGCAAGCAUGGAUAUAAAUGCCGAAUCGAUUAUAAGCGAAAUGUUUGAUGCCUACAGCGGUAGUGAAGAUGAAACCCCUGAGAACAGUUCUGAGAGCAGUGAGAGCACUGAGGCUUACGAAAGUGUCGAUUUUGAAAUACGCAAUGGCUAUGAGAAUGCCAAGAGCAGUUGCGAAAGGACCGAGCAGAGACUAUUUAAUCGAAUUUUUAAAGUCUACAAUCAAAGCGGGUAUGGAGAUGCUGAGAACAGUGGCAAAAACUGCGAGAAUGCUGAAAAUGUAAUAUACAAGAAAACUACUGACUACACCGAAGGAAAUGCUGGAAAUGCGAUGGUCGAAAGCUGUAUACUACAUGAUAUAUGCAAAAUGGCGAACUUUGCGAAUGGGAUGCGUUUCAGAAGUGCAGGGAACAUAACCUCAAACACUGGGAACACUCAGACGAAAGCUAGAACCGGAAAUGACCUCCGUAAGGAAAGCGGAAGUGAGCAAAAUGCAAACAGCUGCGGAAGUGGCGGGGAAAAUACUAGAAACAUUGUGUUUGGGAACAAUAGUCAAGAUCGUUUUGUAUUUACUCCCAAAACUGUUGGGAUUUUCAGGGAGAACAGUGGCAACGGGGACGAGAACGGCAAAGAGAAGGGAACAGUCGAAGGCAGUUGUUUAAGUGAAAAUAUAUUUCGUACCAGUGGGAAGCCAAAUUUCAGUGAAAUAAAUCAAAAUGGCAAUGGAAAUGAGAAUGCGAAUGCAAACGACAGUGGGAAUGCAAGUGAGCAAAGAGUGCCCAUCGUUGAGAGUUCAGGAGGUGAGCUCAGCUCCUGGGAGCAGCGUUUGUUGGGCGGCGAACUCUACCAUCUGGUAGAGCUCAUCCUGGCCGCGCACUACUUGGGCGUGGACUCACUCACCCUGCUGGCCACCCACCAUUUCGGCGAGCUGAUGGCCCAAAGGACUCGCACGGAAAUGAGCCUCAUGCUGAAGAUACGCACGCAUUUGGCGGGUGUGCGUCAAACGCUGGAUAACCAUCGUCCGCGUAUCCGUGAGAUACUAACGCAGGAGAGUCCUGCGAAACAGACGAAUCAUUUGAGGCCCCAACAAGGAAGUCCUGCUUUUUCUGCGGUCAACAAGGAGCUGGAAUCGGGUCCCAACAGGUUGUCCUCGAUUCGAUCAGCCCGAAGAGCCGCAGCUCCGUGCGCCAUCGAGAGCCCGGCUCCGCUCUGCUCCAACAGACAUCGCCACCACCAGAACUGCUUUCACUCCAGCUUUUAACUCGAAAUCCCUUGGAUUGUAAAGGCAAUAGAGAGCUUUUUUACUCAACUUUGUUUGUCAAA
This is a messenger RNA of Drosophila biarmipes, 2301 nucleotides long. RefSeq lists its product as uncharacterized. The coding region runs from base 86 to 2239 and encodes 717 amino acids. Lineage: Eukaryota; Metazoa; Arthropoda; Insecta; Diptera; Drosophilidae. The record is from RefSeq and is a predicted model, not a curated record. Gene Ontology annotation, biological process: ubiquitin-dependent protein catabolic process. The transcript has a single exon.